AGAGGGAAGAAGUUUUGAGGAACUAAAAAUGUCAUUAUAUGCAACACUUUGAAGCACACACUGGUCUUUGCUCAUUCUCAUUUCCUCCUCUGCAGUGAGCUGGCUAUAGGUCUCCUGUCUCAGGAAGAAGUCAUGCGAGGGAUUUAUUUCAAAGAAAACUUCUGGAGCACGGAUUUCUUAAGCACUACUGGCUAUGACAUUCUUAUUCAGCAUCUGAACGAUGGCAGGAAGAACUGUAAAGAAUAUGAAGACUUUUUGAAAGAAAGGGCAGCAAUAGAAGAAAAAUAUGGGAAAGACCUAGUUAAUCUAACAAAGAGGAAACCCUGUGGGCAAACUGAAAUAAACACGCUGAAGAGGUCGCUUGAUGUUUUCAAACAACAAAUUGACAAUGUGGGUCAGUGUCACAUUCAGUUGGCCCAGUCUUUACGAGAUGAGGCAAGAAAGAUGGAAGAGUUCAGGGAACGACAGAAACUGGAACGUAAAAAGAUAGAAGCUGCGAUGGAAGCAAUUCAUAAACAGAAACAAGCACAACACAAAAAGACAAUGGAGUCUAAACGAAUGUAUGAGCAGAAGUGCCGGGAGAAAGAAGAGGCUGAAUUAGCUGUGACUCGUCCUAAAAAUGCCUUAAAUCCCAAACAACAAGAAAAGAGUUUUGCUAAAUUGGCCCACUCAAAAAUUGCUGUAGAAGAUUCUGAUAAAACUUACCAGCAAAAUAUUAGUUUACUUGACAAGGUCCGGGAAGAUUGGCAGAAUGAACAUAUCAGCGCAUGUGUGCUUUUUGAAAAUCAUGAAUGGGAAAGAAUAAACUACUUCCGUAAUGCGGUGUGGGUACAUAUGAAUCAGCUCACUCAGCAGUGUGUAACCAGUGAUGUGAUGUAUGAAGAAGUACGGAAAUCUCUAGAAGCUUGUAACAUUGAAAAAGACAUUGAGAAUUACACAGAAAGACAUAAAACAGGAGAAAUCCCACCAGCACCGAUUCCAUAUGAAAAUUUUUACAAUCCUCAGAUGACCCCACCUGUGAGGAACCAUAUUGCACAUGGAAUAAGACGGGCCCCGAUACCAGCUCCAGUGGAAGGUGAUUACGCUACGGUUGGUGAUUACAAUGUAUACCAGUAGCAAACAACAUGAUCACAAGUCGAUACUAUGGAACUCUAUCCAUGUCACUAUCAUGAACACAGAGACCUUGUUUUGUAAAUUGAAUAUUGGAGCUGUUUUACAAACCAAGCUAAACUCAAAACAACCGUGUUCUUAAAAUGAACUGUGUUAUUUAAUGACUAUUUCUGCCACAGCUAUUUACACUGGAUGCAAAUCCUCAUGAACUAUGUAUUAACCUGGAAUUAGCAAAACAGCCACUUGUUCGAACAUACAGCACACACUGAGAAUUGAAAUAAAAUAAGAUCUAUUUAAGCACUAUUUGGAUUUUCCUACAUACAAAUUUCCACAAGUGCCUGUAUAUAAUGUACUUUUUUGGUUAUUAAUUAUUAUGAUUAUAUGUAAUCUGUGUAUUUCUGACAGGUUGCAACAAUGAUAUUUAAAACUGUAAAAAAUAUUUUGUGUCUAGAUGUUGUAAUAAUGUUUUUAAGAAAUAAACAUAGGAUAUUUUAAAAUAAUUUUUAAUCAUCUUUAAUUUUUAUUGUAAUCACGUUAUUUUAAAUAAAGCUACUGACUAAUAUAUCACCAAUUUGGUGCAGUGGUGAGGGAUGACCCUGUAAAAGUUUUUUCCGUUUUAUCUAUGGGUUCGAACCCAGGCAGAAAUUUUAUAAUUUUAGAGUUAUAUUUUAUAUUAUAGUAAGACCAUUUUUAAAUUAUGUUAAAUAUGUUAAAAAUAUUCUGUAUGUUUUAAAAAAAUUGAGGUGUUAGGAAUUUGAUAUAUACUAACAGCAGUUAAGAAGCAGCGGUCUUAAGGCAUAUACGUAUACGAUCUGCUUAUGCAAUGCUAAAUGUUGAUAGCGUAUGCUAUCGGCUUGACCCGUAUGACUCAUAGUGACAAAAGAAAUGGUUGAACCAAUCAUCUUACAUUUGGACAUUUAAAAACUGGAGAAUAAUGAAGAUACUUCAUCCUUGAGAAAUGCGACUUACAUGUGGCGAAACGAUUGUCGGAUAUUUGCUUGGACUAUGGAUACAAUUUCACUAUAAGCGGCGGAUUUGAGUAAGCAACACAGUUUAACCUGAUUCUCCUACCGGAUUGCACGGUGUCUGAGGCUCUCUUCUCAGAGGUUGUUUUACAUAUAUGCCGAAUCCUGUGAAUUUCUGUCUGUAAUUUGUUCACCUAUAUUUUUAAUAAAUAUUUUAUAUAUUA
This is a messenger RNA of Bombina bombina (fire-bellied toad), 2299 nucleotides long. It is a transcript of the gene PSTPIP2, whose product is annotated as proline-serine-threonine phosphatase interacting protein 2. Gene Ontology annotation, biological process: actin filament polymerization. The transcript is spliced from 15 exons. Lineage: Eukaryota; Metazoa; Chordata; Amphibia; Anura; Bombinatoridae. Gene Ontology annotation, molecular function: actin filament binding. The record is from RefSeq and is a predicted model, not a curated record. Gene Ontology annotation, cellular component: actin filament; plasma membrane; cytoplasm. The coding region runs from base 133 to 1116 and encodes 327 amino acids.